Molecule: messenger RNA, 1071 nt
Organism: Musa acuminata subsp. malaccensis (wild Malaysian banana)
Lineage: Eukaryota; Viridiplantae; Streptophyta; Magnoliopsida; Zingiberales; Musaceae
Source: RefSeq, a predicted model, not a curated record
AUCAAUGAUGAUUUUAGAAUAAUUAUGGAUUCUUCUCGAACCAAAGAGCGGGAGACGAGUGCUGUUCCCCAAAAAGCUAGGCUGCCAUCUCCGAGCCCUCGGGGCGCCUUCUCGCCAUGGCGUCCGGCGAAUCCCAGAAACAUCUCCUCUCUCUGAUCCGCAAUGUCGCCUCCGAGAAAUCCCAAGAAGGUACACUAUGGCCGCUCCAUGCUUCUCGUGCCUCCACGCUAUCUCCGAUGCGCCCCUCUCAAUCCGCAUGUCUUCGACUCAGAGCUUAGGGUCCCCGAUCUUAAGAAGCGGCUCCUCGAACUUCAGAACGAUCUCAAUGUUGCAAACGCCGACCUCGAUGGGGCCAAGCGGUCCAGGGAGAUGGACGAGCAGGAGCUGAGGGGAUCGCAGGUUCAGCUUUCUAUGAUUGGUGCAUCAAUCCAAGCGCAAGAGGCGAGGACUUCUCUGCUGCAGGAGGAGAUAUUGAAGCUCCGUUCUGAUCUGGAUACACUCAAGAGUGAAGUGGGUUUCAUGCGAGACGAAUUUGUUAAUAGUAUGUGCGAGCUGAACAAGAAAAUAAGUACAUACAGAUAUGACAAAAAGGAAGAUGAGCACGAACUUUCAAGCCUGAUUUACAAAAUAAGUGUUAAUAUAGUUGAAUUAAUCCAGUUUAUGCAACACCAAAGUCCAAAGUCCAAAGUUCUUCUAUAUAUUGUCGGUAUCCUUCAGAUUUGUUUUUCCUAUUGGAUGUAAUCCUACAAAGGACCUAAUCAAUUUUCUGUAAGCUUUCCUAUAUUAUUCCUCUGGUCCAUUUACCAAUGUUCAAGUACUUGGAACCUAUUCUGUAGUGUCAAAUAUCUUGAUAAAUCCAAGAGAGUACAAUUUGUUAUUGAGGGUGUGCAAAAACCACAUUGUGAUGAUGCUUUGCAAUGAUAUGUGUCCUGUGAUCUGGAAGCUUAAAUAGGACAAUAAUUUCAGUCUUGGAGUAAAGCAACAAUGUAGCAAUAACAAAGCCAGCUUGUGUAUAUUUUAUUGAAUGCAGAUAAUGGAGUUAAGCAACAAUGUAGCAAUGACAAAGCCAAC